Molecule: messenger RNA, 1170 nt
Organism: Amaranthus tricolor (Joseph's coat)
Lineage: Eukaryota; Viridiplantae; Streptophyta; Magnoliopsida; Caryophyllales; Amaranthaceae
Exons: 1
Coding region: 1-1170 (389 amino acids)
Source: RefSeq, a predicted model, not a curated record
AUGUUGAUAGCUUUCCCUUUUUCUCUUGCGGGGGCGGCUAAGCAGUGGCUACGUGAAGAAGAACCCAACUCCAUUGCUACUUGGGAGGCUCUGAAAAAGGCAUUCUUGCAUCGAUACUACCCACCCGGAAAAACUUCAAAGUAUCGAAAUGAGAUCUCUACUUUCAAGCAAAAAGACGGGGAAUCACUCUAUGAUGCAUGGGAGAGAUUUAAAAGUCUAAUCAGAAAGUGCCCACAUCACGGAUUACUGGAUUGGAUUGUUAUUGAGACAAUCUACAAUGCUUUGAGGCAUGAGAUCCAGACUUCUUUGGAUGCUGCUGCUAGGGGUAACUUCAUGAUGAAAACACUGACCCAGGCCAAGAAAAUUCUUGAUGAUAUGGCCUCAAAUUACCACUGGCGAGAACAAUCAACUCCAAGGCGAGGUGGUAGGUAUGAAGUGGAUGCUAUUGUUGCUUUGACUAAUAAUGUACAGGCUUUGACAAGGAAGGUUGAGCAAUUGGAUGUAGCUGCAGUAAAUAAAGUUUGUGGUGCUUGUGGCUUAAAUGGGCAUUCUAGUGUUGACUGCCAACUUCAAGCCGAAGGGGUUGCUGCUGUGGAACAAGUCAAUGCCAUCCAAAAUCAGAAUGCGAGACAACAAUACAACCUCUAUUCCAACACCUUCAAUCCAGGAUGGAGGGAUCAUCCAAAUUUUUCCUACAGAAACAACAAUGCACAAAAUCCCUCAUCCUCGUACAACAUACCAUCGGGUUUCCAACAAAGACCUCCCUUCCCACCUCAACAACAACAUCCGCCGAAGUCCAACCUUGAGAGCUUCAUAGAGAACUUUAUCGCUACCCAAAGCAAGCAAAAUGAACACUUCAGCACCUCCAUUAAUCAGAUUUUAGCUCACAACAAAAUGAUCGAAACUCAGAUGGCUCAGAUGGCACAGCAAUUGAGUAACUUAUCCAUGCAAAAGGGGCAACUUCCGGGAUACACAGAAAAGAACCCAACCACAUCCCCCCAUCAGCAACUCAAUGCAGUAACUACGAGGAGUGGUAGGACACUUCAUGAUCCAGCCCCUAAAGUAAAAACUUCACCUAUUGUUGUUCAAGAUCUAGGAACUAUUGAUGAUGUUUUUGAAGAAAAGAAGGAUGAGCUAGUCAAUUCAGAUAAGCCCAUAAUUGCCGAUUGA